This is a messenger RNA of Cucurbitaria berberidis CBS 394.84, 2172 nucleotides long. RefSeq lists its product as uncharacterized. The coding region runs from base 1 to 2172 and encodes 723 amino acids. The record is from RefSeq and is a predicted model, not a curated record. NCBI's taxonomy places the organism in Eukaryota, Fungi, Ascomycota, Dothideomycetes, Pleosporales, Cucurbitariaceae. The transcript is spliced from 2 exons.
AUGACUUCGGCUCCCUCAAGCACACGAGUCCUACUUUAUACCGAACACCUACAUACCCCUUCGCCCUAUCUCUCACCCGCAUCAACCAUCGCAUCCGAUUCGAGCUUCUCUUGGCCCUCCAUGCCGCCGCAUCAGGACGCAGAUGUUCAUCGUCAGCGCAAAAAGUCGAGGAGCCCUUCAACUGCUAUGGAGCCACCGACUGUUGGGGACCUCUGCUUCAUCACAGGCAGCACGCCUGCGGAGCUCAGGUCAAAGAAGAACAUGGCCAUCAUACGUAGGAAGGCCAUGGACUCUUACUUGAAGGAUGAGAAGAAAAAGGACGACAAGUCGACGGCUUCUGCAGACCGAUCAAGGGUGAACAGCGAAGCCUCGGAUGUUUCGCGAGCAAGCCUCGGAAGCCAAGAAACCGUCAACGAACCUCAAAUUGCUAAAUCGGCCUCACGACAAAGUACCAACCGAAGAAAGCAGCUGGCUCCCACCAAGUCUCCCAUAUCGACCAGGCAAGAGCAAGAUGGUUCGAGUUCAAAGACCCAGGUAGCAAGGGUCCAGAAACCCGUCGGUUUUGUUCUUCCUCCAGCACCUAUUGUACUACCUAUGCGAACAAACGUUAGGCUUCCGUACGAUGAUUUCGAGUCACCACCCCUUUACUCUCUCGGUAAAUCCUUGGACCCUUUUAGGACAAUGUUUCAAUCAAGCCAUCCGCAAGUCUCCGUAGAGGAGCUAAAGUUUCACUGCAGCAGAUACUUUGGAACGCAGGGAUUGGGGAGAUACUGGAUACCCACCUGUCUCAAGUACCCGCACACCUUCCUCAGCACGCUGUGUCUGGCCUCUGCGCAUCAUGAUAUUGUACGUGAGCUGCCGGUAGAAAGCUUGGUGACAGCAGCGCUUCGCCAGGAAAUCAUCCUUCUUGUAGGCGGGAACUUACGCAACCCCGAUGAGAGGGUAGCCGACCACAACAUCGUCGCGGUCACCCAGCUCAUUAUUGGUGAAGUGAUCGGACGAGAAGAAGCCGGCUUGGCUUUCCAUGAAACGGGCAUCGAAACUAUGAUCAACCAACGCGGUGGGCUGAAUCAGUUGGGCAUGGACGGGCGACUAGCAUCUGCGAUUUCGUGGGUAACUUUGGCAUCUGCCAUCCUUCGGGAAGAAAAACCACGAGCAAUGUACGCCGACUACUGUACCGCGAAGUCAACGAAGGCCUAUCCCAUUACCGCCACCAUUCCAGAGUCGCCUAUCUAUUGUCCGCGCGGAAAAUUUGUAACGCUGGAACGAUCAAUGAGGUGUAAGCCACAAACACUGGAACUCCUCGGCGAUAUCCGGAUGAUGAUCGACAUCUUCCGUCACGAAACAAAGCAGAGCCGGCGAAAUUCUCAGACCCUGCUCACUUUGCAUAAAAAGAUCAUCAACGAAUACGUAUCUAUAUCUGAACUCCGCAGAACAAACGUCCUUACAACCGACGACUGGAUAUAUGAAGCAAUCCGUGUCACCGCUAUCAUUCAAGCAACGGCAAUCAUCAAACGAAUACCUCUUUCCGAAGCCCUUGCUGUAGUGGCACCACAAAAUGUCCCAUCAUUCUAUGCAUCCUCCGUCGCUUCGAGGUCUAAUGAUUCACUUGUCUCACCUUUUGACAUGCCCCACGAGACGCCGCUGACAGAAUACUCAACGAGCCCUUACAGCACAUACAGUACGAGUCUCGCCAUGCAGCAGACUGGAUUCCCUUUCAACGCGCAGCGCCCGUCAAUCUCCUCCACACAUCGAUCCUCUAAUGUAUCACGUCCUUCAUUCUCCUCGAUACCCUCCACCUCAUCAGACUCGCUCUUCUUCCCGCCGCCUCCGGCACCUACACCUAGCGGGCCCACCGCACUCCUUCGCUCCCUCAAGGAGACGCUCGAAAAGUCGAAUAUUUCAGAUUGCUGGUCAGACAUGGCAGGCGUGUUGCUUUGGAUCGGGCUCGUUAUGGGAGCAGCGAGCAGAAACAGCGAGUGCAAGCUGUCGAAGAAAUACUUCUCAGCCACAGCGAUGAGGGCAGGGAUCAUGCUCUGUUUCGAGCAUCCUGAGGCCAUCAAUGCUACAAUGCUGAGGAUGGGUGAAGUGGUUGAGGGGUUGAGCAACGAAAGUAAAGGAGAAGUUGUUCGCAAGGGAAGCGAGGGUUUGGGGAAGAAGAGGAGGGUCUAA